AUGCGUAGAUCAAGCUCUAGCUCUCACUCCUGGCAGUCUGCCCUGCAGAAGGUAUUCCGCAGACGCUCAUCCGAGUCGAAGGGUAAACAACCUGCUUUGGAUGAUGAUUUCAAAAUCGGUGAACACAAGGACGGCUUCUACAAGUACUCCCAAGAGGUGCUGGAAAAGAAAAACAGAAAGUUCGAACCUCCCACGAUGCGUGCUCUGGACAGUGCUGAAGUUUAUGACAUGCGUGCUUAUAGCACUGUCAGUAGCACUGUCAGAGUUUCUCGCGUGCGUGGUUCAGACAGUACCGAAACUUCUUACGCUUCAGCUCAGAUGCCACCCAACGAGAUCCCCACUCUUCCUUAUACCAUAGGAUCAUCUGAAUGGCGUUCUUUCGCUUCCCGUGAGCAGCUUCUUGACAAUCCUUGCGGCGGGACGACUGCAGAGAGAAUCGGCAGUGCCAUCAGCAUCUUUUCCAAGGUUUACACCAUUGCCAAGAUCUUUGCUUGGGCGGUCAGGAUGUAUGGUGUAGAGUUAGACGACACUCCUGGCGAUUUUCUGGCUCGCCUCAGGGACGCCGAAGCGGCUGUGAAAACAGAGUCUCUUGUUGAACUCAUCGAUGUCACCGAAAAGCUUUAUUAUUCUCUGUAUGCGAGACUGGUUAUGGAGAUCGCCAACGUUGAGCUCUGUAGUCACUUCGACCUUAACCUGCGCCGCAUGCUCGUUAAGGAAACGUUCACCCUUCCUGAAACUAGUCAUCUCCGCGACAUAUUCAUAACAUUCAAGGAUAUCCUGGAUGCCCCAGAAAUUUGCAGUGGCCUUGAUUACGACCUUGUUAAACAGCACCAGGAUUCGAUCAUUCGCAAUGCUACCGACAAGCUUGCCAUCACCGGCUUCUCUGCGCACGAUCUUAUCGGUUAUCGUACAUCCACCUUAAAGAUUGUCUCCGACGAGACUCAUCCGUUCGUUCUCAAGUGGAGAGGUCUCGUUUACCUGUAUCAGAUGCCAGGCGUUGAAACCAUCACCGCGAUGUCGGAGAAGUACCUGACUAUCAUGCCGCAGGUCUCGGCUACCGAAGACUUUCCAGCGAUUGAACUUCCUUUUAUCGACCGCGAUUCAAUUCAGCCAGAGAUUUGGCAGCGCGAGAACGUCCUCGACAACCGUCAGGCGACCUUAGCGAAGCUCGAGGGCAGGAGCGUCGGAGACAUGAGACGUGACGACAGCAGACGCCGCCUUCUUGAUUUCGUCAAAGAGAAGAAAUGCAUCUGCCGUUCAUCUUGCAGUUGCGCGACAGACUGCACAAUGGACGUCGUGCUGCCCUGCCCUUGCUCUGAGCGCAUCUUGUGCAUCGCGCAGGCCAAGCGCUAUGAGCGUGCUGGCGAGCAGGACUUCGGCCCCAGAUGCGGCAGCCUGGCGAGAGCCUUCUUUGAAGGGCUGGCGAUGGUCGGUCGCGAAGUUGCUCACUAUGAGCUCGUCGCGGAGCUGCACCGCGCCAUGCAACUGUUCGAAGAAUUAGUGGGCAAGCAGCGCCAGGCCGCCGCCACGGGCACUCGACUCGCGUGA
This is a messenger RNA of Aspergillus fumigatus Af293, 1548 nucleotides long. RefSeq lists its product as uncharacterized. NCBI's taxonomy places the organism in Eukaryota, Fungi, Ascomycota, Eurotiomycetes, Eurotiales, Aspergillaceae. Bases 1 to 1548 code for a protein of 515 amino acids. The record is from RefSeq and is a predicted model, not a curated record. The transcript has 3 exons.